This is a messenger RNA of Triticum dicoccoides, 496 nucleotides long. RefSeq lists its product as uncharacterized. The record is from RefSeq and is a predicted model, not a curated record. The transcript is spliced from 2 exons. Bases 84 to 362 code for a protein of 92 amino acids. NCBI's taxonomy places the organism in Eukaryota, Viridiplantae, Streptophyta, Magnoliopsida, Poales, Poaceae.
UCGUCGAGGAGAGCGAGCCUGCGUACGUCCUCCGCUACCCUCGGGCCGUCCGGCGCGCCCACCCGUACGUGGCCGUGGAUCGGAUGGACGAUCAUCUGGCGGUGCUGGCGCGCGGCGAGGGGUGGACGGAGGAGCGGCACGCGGCGUUCCUCAACGGCGUGGAGCGCUCCUUCGUGCAGGAGGUCCUCGUGGGCGCCGCCGGCGUCAGCGAGGAGCGGCGGGCGUCGCGCAGGCUCUGCCACCGGGGGCCGCCGCCCGCCGGCGGCCGCGGCCAGCUCCCGCUGGAUCGCCCCCUCCCCGAUAGCGCCGUGGAGUCCAACCGCCGGGGACCCUCCCGGCCUGCAGCCCGCGACGCAAAAUGACGCAGGUUGCGUCCCAUGAAUCUGAAGUUAACAAGCUAGCUAGAGUGAUAAGUUUCCUUCUAGGAUCGUAGCCUCCAAAGUCCAAAGUUGUAUGCGUCGUAGUGGAAGUGGUGUUUUCCAGAUCUGUGCAGUCA